AUGCCGGUAGUCACGAUGGUUGCUUCUCGAGGAGCUAACCCCAGCUCUCUCUGGCGCUCACGCACUCUUCUCUCACCCUCAGGUGUUCUUCCUUCUACAGAGCGUUUUCUAUCAUUCGAUUGUCAUCCGAUUACUCCCUACAAUGGCCGACUCUCGGCAAAUAACAGGGCUUCAAAGUCGCAUCUGCUGUGCAAAGUGACCACCAACAAGUCAUCCUCCUCCUCGUUCUCGACGUCUUCAUCCUUGAUGCUACCCGAAAACUGGGACGAAAAUCCGGACUUGUCAAUCACAAAUUUUUCGGAGCUUCCUUCCAAGGAUUUUGGAGUCAACCAGCACAUGAUCAUAAACCAAGAUUUCAAGGAGGCAUUGCGAAUGAUCCUUUGGCAGUUCAAAGCACCAAUCCGAUACGCAUUUGCCUAUGGGUCAGGUGUUUUUGCGCAAAAUGGCAGCGGAGCUCCGUCCAGCUCACUGCACCCCUCGGCGCCUACAGCCAUCCAAAACAUGCAAAAGGGGUCCGGGAAAAUGAUUGACUUCAUUUUCGGAGUUUCAUACUCCCAGCACUGGCAUGCUAUCAAUCUUAACCAAAAUCGUGAUCACUACUCUGCAUUAGGCUCGCUCGGGUCGUACACAGUCUCCCAAGUACAGGACCGCUUCGGCGCGGGAGUGUACUUCCAUCCUUAUAUCACCGUGAAUGGGACGAUGAUCAAAUACGGUGUGGUGAACCUGGAUACAUUAUGUCGAGAUCUCACGCAGUGGGACACCAUGUAUCUCGCUGGUCGUCUGCAAAAGCCUGUCAAGAUCUUGCGGGACCACCCGAAGGUGCGAUUGGCCAACCAGAUGAAUUUGUUGUCUGCUUUGCGUGUCGCACUGCUGUUACUGCCAGAAAGAUUCAGUGAGUUCGAGCUCUAUAGCACAAUCGCGGGUAUGAGUUAUAUGGGAGAUUUGCGCAUGGCUCUCCCCGCAGAGGAUCCCAGCAAGGUGCGAAAUAUUGUUUCAGGGCAAAUGGCGCACUUCCGCCGGCUCUACGCACCACUCAUCGAAAAUCUUCCCAAUGUUACUUUCCAAGACCCCCGCUGCAGCAUCGAGGAUUGGAUUGAUGACCCGAAUGCUAUCUUAGCCAUGGCGCAAGAUAUGGAUCCGGUGAUGCGUGGUAACAUGGUUCGUCGCUUGCCUGAAUCUUUCCGGCGAAAGCUGUAUUUCCAGUAUCAGUCUCGCUAUGAGAUCCCUCAAGCCGAUUUCGAUAAAAUGAUCCAGGAGGGUAAGGAUUCGGACGAGGUUCUUCGUCGGCCUCAAGGCGGUUCAUUUGAGCGACGGAUUUCUGGGGAUGACCACCUUCAGGAAGAGGUCUCCAAGUCUAUUGAGAAGACAAUCCGCUGGCCAAGUACUGUCCAAACGAUCAAAGCACCGUUUACUGCAGGCCUUGGUAAGAGCUGGACUUACAUCAUGGAGAAACGUGAUAAGCACAAGAAAUCUCGGAUGGCAGCCGCAUCAGCACUCGAGACCCCCUCUGGGGCGAAUAAGCCCGCCCAAGCACCAAUGUCGUCGGAGCUGAAGGAGACCAAGAAAGAAUAA
Penicillium digitatum Pd1 is the source of this 1572-nucleotide messenger RNA. RefSeq names its product phosphatidate cytidylyltransferase. The record is from RefSeq and is a predicted model, not a curated record. Gene Ontology annotation, molecular function: phosphatidate cytidylyltransferase activity. Lineage: Eukaryota; Fungi; Ascomycota; Eurotiomycetes; Eurotiales; Aspergillaceae. Gene Ontology annotation, cellular component: mitochondrion. Gene Ontology annotation, biological process: cardiolipin biosynthetic process; CDP-diacylglycerol biosynthetic process.